Hibiscus syriacus is the source of this 728-nucleotide messenger RNA. Its product is annotated as abscisic acid receptor PYR1-like. Gene Ontology annotation, molecular function: protein phosphatase inhibitor activity; abscisic acid binding; signaling receptor activity. Gene Ontology annotation, biological process: abscisic acid-activated signaling pathway. Lineage: Eukaryota; Viridiplantae; Streptophyta; Magnoliopsida; Malvales; Malvaceae. The coding region runs from base 8 to 631 and encodes 207 amino acids. The record is from RefSeq and is a predicted model, not a curated record. The transcript has a single exon. Gene Ontology annotation, cellular component: nucleus; cytoplasm.
UUCCUCUAUGGCUGAAUCAAAACCCGACCCAUCACCCGACUCCGGACCCACCGCUCACCACCUCACUCUCCCUACCGGCUUAACCCACGAUGAGUUCCACGAGUUGAUCCCCAGCAUAACUCAGUUCCACACCUACUCCGUCGGCUCAGACAAAUGCUCCUCCUUAUUAGCCCAACGUAUCAGCGCUCCAUGCGACGCGGUUUGGUCCAUAGUCCGCCGUUUCGACAAGCCCCAAACCUACAAACACUUCAUCAAGAGCUGCGCCGUCACAGAUGGCUUUGAAAUGGUCGUCGGCUGCACGCGUGACGUCAACGUGAUCUCCGGCUUGCCCGCUGCCACCAGCACCGAGAGGCUCGAUAUUUUGGACGAUGACUUGAAGGUAACCGGUUUUACUAUUAUAGGAGGGGAACAUCGGUUGAGGAAUUACCGGUCGGUGACGACGGUGCAUGGCUUCGAACGCGACGGGAAGAUCUGGACCGUGGUUUUGGAAUCUUACGUCGUUGAUGUCCCCGAAGGGAAUACGGAGGAAGACACACGGUUGUUCGCGGAUACAGUGGUGAAGCUCAACUUGCAGAAGCUGGCGUCCGUCACCGAAGGGAUGGCGGCGCGUGAUGGCGACUGUAAUAAAUAACAGGUGAUAUGACAAAAAGAAAAGAAAAAAUAAAUAAAAAUUGUCCCUUUCUUAUUUCGCUUCAUCUCUUUUUCAUUUAUUUAUUGUCUUUGAAUUA